UGGGCGGAGCUUCAGUCCUGUAACCUGUGUGAGUGACGCGUCUCUUUACAGCGGAAACAUGAAACAUUUGCAGACGCCUGCUGCUGGACCCUGACGCCUCCCUGACCCCGUCCACAGGUCUGUCCAAACGAGGGCCACCAUGGCGACAAGGACGGUCCAGCACAGUCAAGGUGUUGGUCUGGUCCUGGUGGAAUUCCACUACGAGUAUCAGGGACGGGAUGGCGCUCUGGUCUCCAUCCAACCCAACGAGCGCUACGUCCUGCUAGCCAAGACCAACGAGCACUGGUGGCAGGUGCAGAGCUCCUGUGGGUCCAAGCCUUUCUACAUCCCGGCUCAGUACGUCAAGGAGCUGCCCUCUGAACUCCCCUCACCCCUGGACUUUGCUCAGCCGCUCAGUCCCAAACCAGAGCCUCUUCCUGUGGCGGCCCCAGUUCAGACCCCUGUCCCGAUACCGAAGAUUCUGGAGGAGCCCAACGGCACCAGAAACAAGCCCGGAGACGAAGUGAUGAUCCGACUGAGGCCUGAUGCCGCUGGCAGCCACAGGAAGACUGAGAAUCGCAUGUCGACCUUUGGCGUGCCCUUGGACACCCAGGACCCGGUCCCGCCUCCCAGACAACACACCUCUAUCUCCACUGCUGGAGAGGCCCGAAACACUAAUGCUGCUGUGAACCUGCUGGACACGACGCCCCAGACCCAGGUCCGCUCACAGUUAUUCCCCAAGACUGAAGCCAUCCCUGUGGAGACGCCGACCGUCCCACCUGACCGGCCUCGCUCACCUGUGAAGGAGCCAGAAGGGUUGGAUGGGGUGGACGGGUCCUGUGAGGUGAGGUCAACCGAGGACCGGCCCAAAGAAGAGGCCUGUCUCGAAGAGGGGUCCGAGGAAGUGGGGCCCAACAAGGAGCGGCACAAGUCGUCGGAGGAUUCUGCUGCAAGUGGAAUUGUGGAUGAGGACUAUUCCUCAAACUCCAACCACAUCUAUGAGUCCAUCCUGGACCUGAACCUGGACCCUGCUCUUUUGACUGGCGGCCCGUUGAGUCCGGACCUGUCUUCAGAAGAGGGUGAUGGUGUGUGGGAGCAGCUGCUGGACCAAGUUUCGGGGCGCACCUAUUACUACAACUCUGUCACCGGAGCCACCUCCUGGAGCACGCCGGAGCCUGCUUCCAAGCCAACUGAGCCUCAACCUCCCCCACUUCCUGCUGAGGACUACCCCGUGGCCCCUGUGCUGCAGGUACUGGCUCACAGACGGAGCGGGUCGGACUGGGCAGAGGUAGAUGCAAGUCACUCCUUCACUCACGACUCGCUGCUGCAGAGCCACCUGCUGGAGAAAGCAGGGAUCAUCAACAAAACGAAAGUGGGGGAAAAUGGGAAGAAGAUUCGGAAGAACUGGAGCCAAUCCUGGACCGUCCUCCAUGGUGGAAUACUGACCUUCUACAGAGACCCGAAGACCACACCGUCAGGCGGCGCUAGUAAGUCGUCGCAGAUUGUUCCGGAGUACUCGGUGGAGCUGAGAGGGGCGUCAGUGGCCUGGGCAUCCCGGGACAAGUCAUCCAGGAAGAACGUGCUGGAGCUGAAGACUCGGUUGGGAUGUGAGUUCCUGAUGCAGAAUGACACCGACAGCAUCAUCUGCGACUGGAUGAAGGUCAUCGAGGAGACCAUCCGACAACUGGAAGUGGACCACCAGUCAGAGAGCGAGGACGAGGACUCGGACAGAGACGACAGGAAGACAUCGUCCCGCUCCAGUUCUGAGCAGAGGCGGGUUCGGUCCAAACUCAGGAGGUUCCUCCAGCGCCGGCCGACUCUGCAAAGCGUCAAGGAGAAAGGCUACAUACGAGACAGUGUUUUCGGCUGCCACCUGGAUACACUCUGCCACAGAGAAAACUCCACCGUGCCUCGGUUCAUAGAGAAAUGCAUCAAAGCUGUGGAGAGACGAGGUUUGGACGUGGAUGGCAUUUACCGAGUCAGCGGAAACCUGGCCAUGAUCCAGAAACUCCGACAUCAAGUUGAUCACGAGGAGCAGCUGGACCUGGACCAGUGGGCGGAGAUUCACGUGGUGACCGGAGCCCUGAAGCUGUUUCUGCGGGAGCUUCCAGAACCGCUCUUCCCCUUCAGCAGCUACGACAAGUUCAUCGCUGCCAUCCAGCUUCCUGACCCGGCUCUCAGAGUUUCCUACGUGAAGGAUCUGAUCCGACUUCUGCCGCUGCCGAACCACGAUACCAUGGACAUUCUGUUCAGACACCUGCGCAGGGUGGUGGACCACAGAGAGUCCAACAGGAUGUCUGCCCAGAGCGUCGCCAUCGUGUUCGGACCCACUCUGCUUCGGCCUCAGAUCGAAUCGGCUCAGAUGACGGUCCACAUGGUGUUCCAGAGCCAGAUUGUAGAACUGAUCCUGAACCAGUACAACAGCCUCUUCACAGCAGAACCCUAGAACCUCAGGACUAGCAGCACCAAGGAUGGAAACGAACAUGCUGUGUCAGCACCUCAGGGGAACGUGGAAACUGACUCGUGGAUUCUACUGAACACUUUUCAACUGGAACUGUUUUAUCUCAAACUGACUGUGUCUGAUGUCAUCGCUGGCCUUUUUUUUGUAGUUUCUGGGAUUUUUUAUUUCUAUUCGGUCCAUUUUGAUUCAAGUGAUGUUUGCUGUACUACUGCUGUUUUUGUUCACCGUUUCUCAUCUGGAAAUAAAUGUUUAAUUGGC
This is a messenger RNA of Synchiropus splendidus (mandarinfish), 2698 nucleotides long. It is a transcript of the gene arhgap27l, whose product is annotated as Rho GTPase activating protein 27, like. Gene Ontology annotation, cellular component: cytoplasm. NCBI's taxonomy places the organism in Eukaryota, Metazoa, Chordata, Actinopteri, Syngnathiformes, Callionymidae. Gene Ontology annotation, molecular function: protein binding. The transcript is spliced from 16 exons. Bases 140 to 2425 code for a protein of 761 amino acids. The record is from RefSeq and is a predicted model, not a curated record. Gene Ontology annotation, biological process: regulation of GTPase activity; signal transduction.